CAACAAAUUCAGAACUUUUAGGUUAUAUUCAAAGUUAUUUGAAUUUAAUUAAAUAUUAAUGACGAAAGUUGAAUUGUUAUUGUAGUAGCUUGUGUGGACUUUAAUUUAGUAUGUAAAUUAGUAAAUAUAUAUGCGAAGAGUACAAUAAAUAAUAGUAAAAAUGGCUGAAAGCGAUUCUAAGGAGGCUAAAAAGCCUAUGACUGACGAGGAAAGGCUCGCACUAAGUCAGAAGUUGGAUAGAGAGUUAGAUGAGUUCAUCAAUAGUUUGGAGAAGAAGAGGUACACAGAAGGAUGGCCCGAAGACAAGUGGGAGGAAGAAAUGGACAAGCAUCCUUUCUUCAUGAAAACGAAUCCAGACGGUGGUGAGAUGUCACCGUUGGCUGAGGGUCUGGCGAAGCUGAAGUAUGACCCUGAGGAGAACACUCCGGUGGAACUAGCUGGAAACUACAAGGAGGAUGGAAACUUCAACUUCAAACAUAAAAACUAUAGACUUGCUAUUAUGGGUUAUACUGAAGGCAUUAAGCAGCGAUGCAACGAUGCAGAGCUCAACGCCAGCCUCUACAACAACAGAGCUGCUUCACAUUGGCAUCUAAAGAACUAUAGAUCAGCACUGUUUGACAGUGAGAAAGCUUUAACAUUUAAUCCUAACCACGCUAAGGCACGUCUGCGGGCCGCGAAGUCCGCUCUAGAAGUAGCGAAAUACGACACAUGUAUAGAACAUUGUCAAAAGCUUCUAGAAACUUCCAAGGACAAUGAAGUACAAGAACUUUUGCAGACAGCAAAAAAGAAGAAGCUGCUCCAAGAACGAGACCAGAGGAAGAGGGAAAGGGGAAAGCAGAGAGCUGAAGAGCAAAAGGACUCCUUAAUCAAGACUAUUAUAGAGCGGGGAAUAAAGAUAUCGAAAUGUGAAGAUGAGGACGAUAUAGAUCUAUCAAAACUGGAGCCCACAUUACCAGGCGCUCAAGACUCGAUAGUGUAUGUUGAAAAUGGCCAGUUAAGGUGGCCAGUCCUGAUCCUAUAUCCCGAAUACCAGAUCACUGACUUCCUUAAAGCUUGUCCGGAGGAGGUUUCCUUAACUGCUCAGUUGGAACAAGUAUUCCCCGCUCCUUGGGAUGAAGACAACAAGUACAGGUGUGCGAGCGUCAACAUAUAUUACGAAGGGUAUGAUAAGAUGCCACACAUUAUAAACCCGUCCAAAAAACUCGCGGAUUUAUUGACGGAGAGAUAUUUCGAGUUGAAGGCGGGUACGCCGGCGUUCUUUGUGGUAGUCCGUGGCAGUGAUAUUGAACGGAAGUUCUUAGAAAGUUAUAUCUAAAAUUAUGUUAUCUUUGUGUAAGUUUUAUAUUUUGUUUUAAAUAAAUUGCAUCUUUAAGUGUU
This is a messenger RNA of Trichoplusia ni (cabbage looper), 1377 nucleotides long. It is a transcript of the gene Dpit47, whose product is annotated as tetratricopeptide repeat protein 4-like. The transcript has 3 exons. The record is from RefSeq and is a predicted model, not a curated record. Gene Ontology annotation, molecular function: Hsp90 protein binding. NCBI's taxonomy places the organism in Eukaryota, Metazoa, Arthropoda, Insecta, Lepidoptera, Noctuidae. Bases 161 to 1315 code for a protein of 384 amino acids.